Diabrotica balteata is the source of this 216-nucleotide messenger RNA. Lineage: Eukaryota; Metazoa; Arthropoda; Insecta; Coleoptera; Chrysomelidae. The record is from the annotation of a GenBank genome assembly.
AUGAAGAUUUUUCUUUUUAUUAAUUUGUGCUUUUCUACGACAUUCCUAACUUCGGUUUUAACAGCAAAGCCUUCAAACUCUGAUUGUCUUUGCACCUACGAAGAAGAUCCAGUUUGCGAUACAAACGGAAAAAAUUAUAUAAACAGAUGUUAUCUUGACUGUCUUAAAUCUUUGGAUCCCUCAAUAGAAUUUAAACAUCCUGGAUUGUGUUCAUGA